Messenger RNA from Vicugna pacos (alpaca), 2555 nucleotides. Lineage: Eukaryota; Metazoa; Chordata; Mammalia; Artiodactyla; Camelidae. The record is from RefSeq and is a predicted model, not a curated record.
UUCCUCCCGGCAUCCCUCACUACGGGAAGGAGCCGAGCGGGCUCGAGGCCGACGCGACCCGCCUUCGUCGCCGCCGCUGCCGCUGCCGCCACCGUCACCGCCUGAGAAGCCGUCGCGGCUGUCCCUGCCGCUCCCGCCGGCUGCCAUGUCCGCCCAGGCGCAGAUGCGGGCCCUGCUGGACCAGCUCAUGGGCACUGCCCGGGACGGUUCAGUGUAUCUUUGCCUGCCUACAUCAAUCUGCAAGGGAGUUGCAGAAAAGCCUCAUGUUCAUCGAGCCGUGAGUCACAACCAAUUUCUAAGCUGUUAUAACAAAAAAGUGUUUGCUUUUUUUUCCACAAAUAACUUUAAAAGUGUAGUUUAGAAAGAAAACAUUUUCAGUAAAAAGACACUACAUUAAUCCUGGAUGCUUGCAAAUCCUAAAAUAUAUUCCUCCUCUAGUAUUACACAGCUCUGUGUCAUAUACACAGAUUAGCUUUAAAAUUUGUCACAUUCCACUUUGCCUUUAUUUUUAUGUAUCAUUCCCCUGACUUCCUUACUGCAGGUUGGGCAAGAAAACUUUUCCUUUAAAACUUUUCAACAGCGGGCAUAAAAUUCUGCAGCUGAGGUCUUGAAGAAUGCAGAUGGGUACAGUAUGUGUUGGAACUCACAGUGUGUAUUGACUAACCUAGUUCUUUUUUGCGCCCCCCCCACCUUUUUUCUGAUACUGUCUUGUUAAAAGUGACUCCCAGGUGCCAACCCUCUUUCUUAAGGGCGGGGGUGAAAGGGGGUUAGGUAGACUAGGUCUAGAUUAUUUCUCAGUCAGUAGUAGAAAAAGCUUUCUUCAAGUAAUUUUUGGCGAAAUACUGACUAUGCAUUUGUCCAUAGCGAAACAGUUAGGUUGAUAAGUAGCUUUUGUUGGUGGAAACUACCAGCUAUAAGUCAUAUGUGGUGAUUCAUGGCCCUCUGAUUAGCAUGGGUUUUGGUAUGUCAUUGCCCACAUGUAUGUGGGGGGUUAACGGCCUUUUGGUGCUCAGCAUUUUACUUCUGACUCCUUGACUUCUUUGGCACAAUGAUGGAGUCAGAUCUCAUUAAGUGUGAUUCUUCAUAAUAUAUUUAGCAUCAGAAAUCAUCUGUAUUUCGUUCCAGUUGUAAAUAUCUUUAGAUCAGCUUUUCAGUGUAUUUGGUAGUCUGGAAAUCAUCCAGGUGAAUUGUACCAGGUAUGCUUUUGUGGUUAAUGUGAUAAUAUUGUCUUAUUUAAAACCACAAAUGAAUUUCAGGAGACGAAACCAGACAGAGGGUCAAGUUUACAGAUGACCGUGUCUGCAAGAGUCACCUUCUGGACUGCUGCCCCCAUGACAUCCUGGCUGGGACGCGCAUGGAUUUAGGAGAAUGUACCAAAAUCCACGACUUGGCCCUCCGAGCAGAUUAUGAGAUUGCAAGUAAAGAAAGAGACCUGUUUUUUGAAUUGGAUGCGAUGGAUCACUUGGAGUCCUUUAUCGCUGAGUGUGAUCGGAGAACUGAGCUUGCCAAGAAGCGGCUGGCAGAGACGCAGGAGGAAAUCAGUGCAGAAGUUUCUGCAAAGGCGGAAAAAGUACAUGAGUUGAACGAAGAAAUAGGAAAACUUCUUGCUAAAGCUGAGCAGCUGGGAGCAGAAGGAAAUGUGGAUGAAUCCCAAAAGAUUCUUAUGGAAGUGGAGAAAGUCCGUGCAAAGAAAAAAGAGGCUGAGGAAGAAUACAGAAAUUCCAUGCCUGCAUCCAGUUUUCAACAGCAGAAGCUGCGUGUCUGUGAGGUCUGUUCAGCCUACCUUGGUCUCCAUGACAAUGACCGUCGUCUUGCAGACCACUUCGGGGGCAAGUUACACUUAGGGUUCAUUCAGAUCCGUGAGAAGCUUGACCAAUUGAGGAAAACUGUGGCUGAAAAGCAAGAGAAGAGAAAUCAGGAUCGACUGAGGAGGAGAGAGGAAAGGGAGCGGGAGGAGCGGCUGAGCAGGAGGUCUGGAUCAAGAACCAGAGAUCGCAGGAGGUCGCGUUCCCGGGACCGGCGUCGGAGGCGGUCAAGAUCUACCUCCAGAGAGCGGCGAAAGUCUUCCCGGUCCCGGUCCCGAGACAGACACCGGCGCCACCGAAGCCGCUCCCGAAGCCACAGCCGGGGCCACCGCCGGGCAUCCAGGGACCGGAGUUCAAAAUACAAGUAACUACUCUGACUCCUUCAGUAGCUGCAACCAGGAGUUCUCCAGAGAGCGGGCCUCGAGGGAGGAGUCCUGGGAGCGCGGGCGGAAUGAGCGGGGGACCACCGACUGGAGGCUGGAGAGUGCCAACGGGAAGGCCGCUUCUCGGAGGUCGGAGGAAAAGGAGGCCGGCGAGAUCUGAACCUACCCCAAGGAGCUGUAAAUAGUCCAAUGAACGUCUGACACAGCCUAACGUUACCUUUAUAUUUGCUGAAUACAACUCAUCUUUUGUAGUUUAACAUUUCUAUUGUUUUGGAGCUAGCUGUGAAUUCCUAGAGAUGUACAGAGUUGCCCAUGUGUUCUGGGAUAUGUUGAGUGGGAAUAAACAACCUGACAGACUGCCUCCUGA